Messenger RNA from Onthophagus taurus, 4851 nucleotides. RefSeq lists its product as uncharacterized. Lineage: Eukaryota; Metazoa; Arthropoda; Insecta; Coleoptera; Scarabaeidae. The record is from RefSeq and is a predicted model, not a curated record. Gene Ontology annotation, molecular function: protein binding.
ACAUAGAUGGCACUACAAUGCUUCAAACAAAAUGAGCGACGUUGCCUUAUCGUUGUAAAAUAAGCGUCGCGUCAAGAAAGAAAAAUAUCAGUUUAAUUUUUAAUUUAGAACUUGAAUUAAUUAAGUUUUAGUGAAUUAUUGAAUCAGUUUUAGUGAAUCAUUUAAAUGAUGUUUUUUUGAUGGUUAAUUCAACGUUAUUUUUGUUUGGAGGUUAUGAACUUUCUGGUAUUGGCGGUUAAAAGAUGCUUCCAUAAGGGCGCAUGCGUAAUUUAACGGAUUUCCAUUUUAAACGAGGAAAAAACAGCCCCAACCGUUAGUUUUAGUGUGUGUGAUUGAAACAUAAACAAUCAUAAACGAAAUAAAUAUACAAUGGCUAAAAGUCACGUUGAGUGUGGUUAUUUAACGUUAAGAAGUCGAGGAAAUGAUCCUUUAUAUCCAAUUUUUCGUGGAGAUGUUAUAACCAUAGGCUCAAAAGACCAAAAUCAUAUUCGGAUCAAAGCAGAACUUGAUAAUAAAACUGACGCCGUUUUAACGGCAUGUAAAGAUACAGGAUAUGUGGUGGUAACAAAUCCGGAAAAAGCUCCAACAAUAUUAAAUGAAAAACCCCUCACAAAGGCCCAAUAUUUAGUACCUGGCGAUAUAUUACAUAUAAAAAACAAGUUUUUUGCUUACAACAAUGAUGCUUUAACGAAUAAGGAGAUUGACAAAUUAACUAUUAAAAAUGCUGGUCGUGUUCGUACCGCUCCGAAAAUGAGGUCGUCUGCUAUAUUGCCGGUAUAUGCGAAAGAAAAACCAAGAACAGAGACACCUAUCCUUUCUGCAACUACAUCCACAUUUCAAGCAGAUUAUAUUGCAGGUAUUACACCAUCAAGGUCAAAUAGUACACAUAUUGUAAGGCAACCAAAAACUGUGAAUUCGAUUAUGGAAAAAAGAAAAAGCAAAUUAUCACGAAGAUAUAGCGCAGAUAUUAUCAUUCCUGAACCCAUUAAAAAGAGAGCAAGCGUUACACCUCUUAACUUAAAAGAUAAUAAUCAUUUAAAAUCUUGGAAAUCUCCAAAAACGCCCUCAGAGACUCCGUCAAAAAGAAAAUCACUUCGGAAUUCGGUGAUUUUACGUAGUGCUAUGCAACAGCAGAAACACCAAAAUUUUCAAAACGUUUCUCCCAGUACAAAUACGUUUAAUAAAAUGUUAUCUCCUGAUAAAAGCUGUGACAACGAAGUCCUUCAAACGCCCUCCACUAACAAAGUGAUAGCAUUAACACAAAGUUGUUCUCCAAGAACAUUACAAAUGAUGCAAAUCGCUUCAAAAUCUUCCACAUUACAAAGUAAUAAGAAACGAAGAAGAACUGAAAACUUAAUUAUACCUAAGAAAAUUAAUGAUGUGGAAAGAAGAAGAUCGGAUUUCCAAGAGUUUUUAGAUGAAGGAAAUAAUACAUCUUUUAGCAAUUAUAAAGAAAGCACAAAUCAAGAUAAUGAAAUAUUACCCAACUUUUAUAUACGCGGGAAAAUAAAUCGCAGAAAAACCAACAUAAGUCUUGGACAAUCAACAUCCACUCCAAUACAAGUAACUUGUAAGAAAAGAGCAGCAUCAGAAUCAAAAGUUAGUACAAGAUACGCUCAAAUUGAGCGGGAAGAAAAUGUAAAUAAAGAAAAUCGAAAUUUAUUGGAAGAACUAUUUGAUUUAAGUCGCGAUGCUUUAAAUAUAGAAUCACCUCAAAAAUCACCAAGAACUAUUCAACAAUUAAGUACAGAACGACAUUUACUUGUUAACGCAAUAUUUGGGAAUCAUAACAGCACAUUAUCUGGGUCCCCUAUUUUCUCUAAAUCAUCUAAAUCGAUUAAUGAUGAAAAUUAUACACCGCAAUAUGAAGACGUUUCCAUGGUUGAUGAGGAAGAAGAAGCACCUAAUAAAUUAGAAGUUUCUGGAAUCGAACAAAUCGAAUCAAUGUCCGAAGUUCCGCGCGAAUCGUUUCUAUAUAAUUCUUCACAAUCAGCUGUCAAAGAAACGUUUAGAAAUUCUCCCAUUGAUUUUCGUUUAAAACAAUUAUUUCAGAGAAGUCCUGUUAAUGAUUUGUCCAAUGAAGAAGGAGAGAAUGUCAGAGAUGAAGCAAAAAGGGUUAAAAAAUUGUUUGAGAAGAGAACCCCAAAGAAUAACCUUGAUGAUGUUGAGGGCGUUAAAAAUUUAUUUAAGCUACGAAAUUCGCCAAAAAAUGAUUUAACUAACGUAGAGGGUGUCAAAGACAUUAUGCGGAGAAGAACUGUGUUUAAUAAUUUAGAUGAAGCAAAAGGGGUUAAAAAAUUAUUUGAGAAGAGGACUCCAAAUAACAAUCUUGAUGAUGUUGAUGGCGUUAAAAAUUUAUUUAAGCUACGAAAUUCGCCAAUAAAUGAUUUGACUAACGUAGAGGGCGUCAGAGACGUUCUGCGGAGAAGAACAGUUUUUAAUAAUUUAGAUGAAGUAAAAGGGGUUAAAAAAUUGUUUGAAAAGAACACCCCAAAUAAUAAUCUUAUUGAUGUUGAAGGUGUUGGCGAUUUAUUUAAGCGUCAAAACACGCCGCGAAACGAUUUAACAGAUGUUAGAGGUGUUAAAAGAAUGUUGGAACUACAUACUCCAAGGAAUGAUUUGGAAAAUGUUUCUUUAACAAACUUAUAUUGCGACGAAAAUAUGGUAGAAACUCCUAAAUUGAAAACAACAAAAAUAAAUCCAAAUAAAAGUGGAAUAAAGGAUUUAUUUAGGCAAAGCGAUGAAGAGGAAGAAAUUGUACCAAAAGGAAGACCCUCUCAGGAUACUUUCGAUGUAUUAAUUGGACGUUCAUUUUAUAAAACAUACAAACCAAAUUUAAAAUUUGAAUCACCAGACGAUUCAAAGUCUAAAGUCAUGAAUGACAGCAUGACAGAAGCUUUUGAAUCAAUGAAAAAAAAACGAAAGAUUUCGAAAUCAUUAAGAACGUCAAUGAAGGAGGACGGAGAAAAAUCGAUUUUAAAUACUUCCGCGGAUAUUUUCCGUGUAAAGACUGAUUGCGACUCAUUGUUUAUUACACCGGGUGUUGAGAAAACGUCAACUCCUAUAUUGAAGUAUGAAAAACGAAUGAAAAGAAAUUUAAUUGAUGAAGAUAAUAAAGAUAAAGAAAACGAAGCAUCAAUGGUAAAUGACAAUAAAGUUAUUAAUGAAAUUAAAAUAAAUAAUCCACAAGAAUAUGGGGAUUUGAAAUUUAUUGAAAAAAUUGAUGAUGACUUUAAAGAUGAAAUUAAGAAUGAAUUUAAAACAACGAAGACACAAAAAAAUAAAGAAUUAAGUACAUCUAAGACAAUAAUUAAUAAAGAUGAGGCUCCUAUUAGAAGAACUAGAAGAGGUUUACAAAUGCUUAAAAAUGAGACACUUAAGGCAACUAAAUUUGAUGAAGAUAAUAAAGCUAUGGAUGAGAAUAACAAAACUAUUGAUAAAAAUUCCAAAGAGAAAGCUUCUGUUAGAAGAACUAGAAGAGAAUUACAAAAAUUGAAAGAUGAGAACAUUGAAGAAAUCAAUAAAGAGAAGGUUCUUACCAGAAAAGCAAGGCGAGAUUUAGAAAAGCUCAAAGAUGACACACUUAAGGCAAUUCAAAUUGAUGAAAAUAACAUAGAGAAGGUUUCUGUUAGAAGAACUAGAAGAGGUUUACAAAAGUCUACAAAAGAUGAGACAUAUGACGAACUCAAUACAGUUGAAAAUAUUGAUGAUACCAAACCAAUGAAAACUCCUGUUAAAAGGGCGAGAAGAGGUGUACAAAAAUUGAAGGACGAAAUAAACUCGGAUAAAACCAUUGAUGAGGUUCAGAUAAAAAAGACUCCUGUUAAAAGACGUAGAAAAGCUUCAUUACAAAAAGUUGAAACUGAUAAAACAUGCGAAGAGAUUAAAAUGGAUGAUAAUAUGGAUGAAGUUAAAAGUAGGAAGACUCCUAGACGAGGAAGGAAGGUUAUAAAAGAAUUAAAAGGUGAAAUGGAGGAGGAAACAAUUAAUAUGGAUGAAAAUGUUGAUAAAAGCAAAGUGGAUGAUAACGUGGACGAAAUUAAAAGUAAGAAGACUGCUAGACGAGGAAGGAAGGUUGUAAAAGAAUUGAAAGGUGAAAUGGAGGAGGAAACAAUUAAUAUGGAUGAAAAUGUUGAUAAAAAAAAAGUGACUAGACGAGGUAGAAAGAUUACACAAGAAUUGAAAGAUAAGAUGGAGGAAACGAUUAAUAUGGAUGAAAACAAAAUAGUGAAGAAAUCUCCCGUUAAAAAAACAAGUAAAGGCUUACAAAAACAAAAAGAUGAAAUCAAAAUAGAUGAUAUCAACGAAAUUAAAACUAACAAGACCCCCAUUAAAAGAACAAGAGCAGCAAAACAAAAGUUGAAAGAUGAAACAGAGAAAGAAACUAACACAAAGAAUGAAACUCCCAUAAAAAAACCAAGAAAAGGUACAAAAAAAUUAAAUUCUGAAACACAAGAAAUCUCACUGAAUGAAAACGUUGAUGUAAUAAAAUCGGAAAAGGCUCCAAUUAUAAAAACUAGAAGGGGUGGUCAAAAAUUGAAAGACGAUACACUUGAAGAUGAUGGUUUGAAAACUCGUUCAACUCGCCGCAAUGCUAACAAAAAAAAUGAUGAAAAUUCGAAUGAUGUAGAGAACAAAGAUUCAGAAGAAGUUGCGUACAAUGGAAGUAGUGAAUGUGAAAAUAUGGUUAAGAAAAGGACAAGAAAUGUUUUAAAAGGUGAUAAAAAUGGGGUUGAUGAUGGUGAUAAAGUGGAAGAAAAUGAGAAAAAAGAAUCUUUACCAACACUUCGUUCUACUCGUCGUAAUGUUAGGAAAGUGAAUGUUUAAAAAUGUAUAAACAGAAUAUUUAAA